GCCCUGAGAUACUGUUGAUCCACUACCGAGGGUGAGGCGCAUUUCUGUUUAUCGUGCGCUUCUUCUAGCGUCAGCGCGAUAAUUCAAUCUUUCUCCUCCUCCUCAAACACUCUCGGCAGUAGAUAGCGAACAGGCUAAGUACUUAGUGUCGGCAGUAAGCGCUGAUCCACAUCAGCCUCAAUCCAACUGUCAAAAACUCCCACUCCCAUUCUCAGCUCACUCUGUCCAAUGCCUCCCUCCACUUUCUCAUUUCCUUUACUGUCAUUUACCACUUUGAUAUAACAAUAGACAAUAUCACGCUGUCUGUAGUCAAGCAUGUCUUUCUCUUGGCCAUCAUCACCGUCGGGUUAUAUGCCGCCUUUCUGGGCCUGUUGACCCUGCCUAGCUUCCAGGCGCAUGUGGUUUACCUGCAUGCUGUUCAAAUGACCUGGUUCAAGGACCUCACUGUCACCGAGUCAUUUGGUUUUCUUCACAAUCAAGUCACACCUUUUAUCAUCCCUACUCCGGAUGGCCACCGUCUCUUCGCCUGGCACAUAUUGCCUCUUUCCGCCUAUCACCAGCACGAACGUGCUCUCUUGUCAGAAGACACUCCGGGCGUGAUCACCAACAUCACCACGCGCCACGCUUUCCAUCUUCUCUCCUCCGAUCCGGACGCCAUUUUGGUCCUUCACUUCCACGGGGCCGGAGGAACCGUCGGGUCCGGAUACCGCGUUCCCAACUACCGAGCUGUAGCGGCGGGCCACCUGGCGAAAAGCAUCCACGUUCUCACCAUCGACUACCGCGGCUUCGGUCUCACUGCUGGCACCCCAUCUGAGUCGGGCCUCAUAACCGAUGCUUUGGCGGUCGUCGACUGGGCCAUGAACGUUGCCAGCAUUCCUCCACAUCGCAUCCUUCUCUUUGGACAGUCGCUAGGCACCGCAGUCACUUUGGCCGUAGCCCAACACCACGCCCGCCAGUCCCCACCAGUAGCCUUCAAGGAGAUUAUACUUGUUGCGCCGUUCACCGAUGUUGCCACCCUAGUGUCGACUUACCGCGUGGCCGGCACGCUUCCUAUUCUGGGUCCUCUGGCGCGGUUCCCGACUUUGUUUCGUGCUCUGCAAGGGUUCGUCCGCGACCAGUGAAGCAGCGGGCAACGCAUUGAGGAGUUUGUUCAGGCAAGUGAAGCAAAUAGCCUGCCAUACCGGUUGACAGUGAUCCAUGCCGAGGAUGAUUAUGAUAUUCCGUGGCGGCAUACCCGAGAGUUGAUUGCGCGUGGAGUGCGCGCGUCGGGCA
Aspergillus homomorphus CBS 101889 is the source of this 1272-nucleotide messenger RNA. Its product is annotated as alpha/beta hydrolase. The transcript has a single exon. The record is from RefSeq and is a predicted model, not a curated record. Lineage: Eukaryota; Fungi; Ascomycota; Eurotiomycetes; Eurotiales; Aspergillaceae. The coding region runs from base 423 to 1121 and encodes 232 amino acids.